AAUGCACACACACACACACAGACGCGCGCAUACGGGUGAAACGUUCGAUGCGGCAGUGGGAAGUCUUCUUCCGUUAACCGUCGAAGAAAAUGUUGCUCUCGGUAAAGCUCCCAGCGCCCCCGAAGAUCUACAAAGAGCACCAGAAGUUGAUAUUAAAAGAAGUUCUCCCACCCCUCCUCUUCAACUACGACCACCCAAAAUUCCAACGAGAAUAUACGAUAGAAAAGCAUCUAUGCCCAUAUGCGAUAGUAAACCUUUACCCAUUGAUACAGACCGCUUUCAAAUUAGACGUUAUAACUCAGUGCCAAAUGAGGAUGACGAUGGUUGUCCUAAACAGAACACAGACGUCAACUCAUUAGUAAAAAGAGGGAGAUUAUGGGCACAAAGACAUCAGCGCCGACUAGUGCAUAAGUCAGGAGAAACUAAUCUAACUUUUACAAAUGUCUCCCAAAGGCGACGUCGAUUUAUGUUAGACCUAUUUACAACUCUACUAGAUCUUCAAUGGAGUUAUACAUUACUUUUGGGCGUAUUCAUAUUUAUUAUGUCAUUCCUAUUAUUCGCCGUUGCCUGGUAUCUCAUCUGCUGGUGGAACGAAGACACCGCUAGACUAUUCGAAGAUGAAGCGGAAUUAGAUUAUGCCUGUGUUCAAUACGUCAAUGACUUCGCCUCUUCCUUCCUUUUUUCUAUAGAAACUCAGCACACAAUCGGCUACGGGAGGCGAGUUAUCAAUACAAGGUGCAAAAUCGCUAUCUUCCUAUUAUGCUGUCAGACAUGUUUCGGGCUACUCAUUCAAUCACUGCUCACUGGCUUGAUAUUUGCAAAAUUAUCAAGACCAAGGAGACGAGGUGAAACAAUUAUGUUCUCAAAAAAUGCUGUAAUUUGCAUACGUGACGGUGAAUACUGUUUGGUUUUUAGAGUCGGAGAUAUGAGACAUUCUCAAUUAGUUGCCGUUACAGUUCGAGCUAUAAUAGUUAAAAAUAAAAUGACAAGGGAAGGAGAAACGCUUCCUCUCUAUCAGCAAACGAUAAAGGUGCAUAAUGAAAAAUCAGAUGAUAACGAGGUAUUCUUAGCCUGGCCAUCAACUGUUGUGCAUAAAAUUAACUCUGAAUCUCCUCUAUUUGAUGUUAGUGCUGAUAGUUUAUUCUCUGAAUCUUUUGAAUUAAUAGUAAUACUCGAAGGAACUAUUGAGUCCUCCGGUAUGGUCACUCAGGUAAGAACGUCUUACCUACCGUGUGAGAUUCUUUGGGCUCAUCGUCUAUCUCCACUAAUAACUUAUCAGAAGGAUAAUGGAAAAUAUAAAAUUGACUAUUCGAGCUUUCACGAAACAACGCCUGUACUUAAUAUGCCUGACUGUUCUGCCAGAGAACUAGCCGCAAAACCUCCUUCACGAAGCCCUGUAAGUGGAACAGACCACGAUUGGGGUACAUUAUCCGUUCGACGGAGAAGUCCAAUAUCAUCAUCCAGAGUGACAUUAGGUUUCUCCACAAGGAAAGCAUCACUUUCCGGUAUGAAAAGAAUGUUUAGCCUUAAUAAAUUUCGUAGAGGAUCUCUAAAACAAGAACGCCAGAAAAAGCGAUCAGACAAGAACAAACAACUAGACAAUGACAACAAUUCAACUUGA
Molecule: messenger RNA, 1621 nt
Organism: Dimorphilus gyrociliatus
Lineage: Eukaryota; Metazoa; Annelida; Polychaeta; Dinophilidae
Source: the annotation of a GenBank genome assembly